CUUCCAAUUCUUCUUCAUUUUCAAGUUAAUUUGCGUUUUCCGGCGACAAAAAUUAGAUUUAAGCAGUUUACCAUGUGGGUGGAGAUCAUCUGCGGAUAUUUCUUUUACCGCUUGUUCCGCCGCUUCUUCUACUGCUCCGACGACGUUUUGGACUUGGAAACCUCUGAUUUCAAUGCCAUUUUCUCCGUCGCUAAUAGACUUGAACAGCUUUAUGGUGGAAAGGUGUACGCGGGGCUUCGUAUUCCGGAUGCUGACACUGGUUCUCUACAGAAUAUAGAUAUUGUUCUUGUUACUAAAGGAGAAGCAGCAGUUAUUUCUGUCAAAAAUCUAGCAGGCUUCGUUUCUGUAAAUGAGGACUUUAGCUGGACUUGUGAUGGUGGCAGUACCAAGGCUGUGUGCCAUCCUGAUCCUGUUUCAAAGGCUAAAGAACAAGCUUCAGUACUUGAAUCAUAUAUUGAACAAAGGGGAGUUACUGUACCAGAAGGAUAUUUUUCGUACAAAGUUGUAAUUCCGAAUCCAAAAUUCCGUACCUUUUAUAAAAAAUUUCCAUCCGAGGUUAUCACUUAUGACCAUUGGGUGCAAUUAAAACCAGAACCGAAAAGCAUGUUUCCUGGAUGGAUUAAAAGUGCCUUUCGUGGUGGGAAGAAGGAGAUGCAGGAAUCUUUUCAUGAACAUCUUAACUUUAUUCUCAGCACAGCUCCGACGUGGGACAGGAUGGAGCUUGAAGAUAACAAGUAUGUUCUUGGAGAAUUUCUGGAAUUUAAAGGGAAGCAAGAGGAUAUCCUACCUUUGAGAAUUAUCAAAAGAUCAAAAGUUAGUCGCCUUAUCAUCCAAAAGAAGAUUAGCAUGUUUGGAUUAGCCCAUUCAAAGCUUCAGGUUUUGUACUGUCCUCGAGAUUAUCGAAGUGCAAGAGCUUCGGCUUCCGAGUGGGAGGAAGUAACUGUAGGAUCGAGUACAGAGGUCGUAUUCCAGCCUCAAAAUUCUACUAAAGUCCACAAAUUCAAGAUUUCUUCGAUCACGUCUCUAUCUCUAAGUGCCUGAGGAUGUAUCCUUUGAAU
Molecule: messenger RNA, 1058 nt
Organism: Hibiscus syriacus
Lineage: Eukaryota; Viridiplantae; Streptophyta; Magnoliopsida; Malvales; Malvaceae
Exons: 7
Coding region: 73-1041 (322 amino acids)
Source: RefSeq, a predicted model, not a curated record